This is a messenger RNA of Gopherus flavomarginatus (Mexican gopher tortoise), 3664 nucleotides long. It is a transcript of the gene ASB5, whose product is annotated as ankyrin repeat and SOCS box containing 5. The record is from RefSeq and is a predicted model, not a curated record. Gene Ontology annotation, molecular function: protein binding. The transcript has 7 exons. NCBI's taxonomy places the organism in Eukaryota, Metazoa, Chordata, Testudines, Testudinidae. Gene Ontology annotation, biological process: intracellular signal transduction; positive regulation of protein catabolic process; protein ubiquitination. Bases 80 to 1069 code for a protein of 329 amino acids.
GUGCCUAACUGGAGCCAUAUGACCUUAUCAACACAUUUGAGAAUUGUACCGAAACACUGACAAACACUCUGGUGCAAUAAUGUCUGUCAUAGAGGAAAAUCGCCCUUUUGCCCAGCAACUAUCCAACGUCUACUUUACUAUACUUUCACUUUUUUGUUUUAAACUUUUUGUGAAAAUCAGCCUUGCCAUUCUCAGUCACUUCUACAUUGUAAAGGGGAACCGUAAGGAGGCAGCAAGGAUAGCUGAUGAAUUUUAUGGAAUUCCUCAAGGGCAAGGUUCUUGGGCAGAUCGUUCACCACUGCAUGAGGCAGCCAGUCAAGGACGUCUCCUUUCUCUAAAAACUUUACUGUCACAGGGUUACAAUGUGGACACUCUGACAAUUGACCAAGUCACUCCACUGCAUGAAGCCUGCCUAGGAGAUCAUGUAGGAUGUGCAAGAAUCCUUCUUGAAGCAGGGGCAAAUGUAAAUGCUACAACAAUUGAUGGAGUAACCCCAUUAUUUAAUGCAUGUUCAAGAGGCAGUGCAUCUUGUGCAGAGCUUUUGUUGGAGUAUGGUGCCAAAGCUCAGUGGGAGUCCUGUCUCCCUUCACCGACUCACGAAGCAGCCAGUAGAGGUCACAGUGAAUGUCUGGAAGUUCUGAUCUCCUGGGGCAUAGAUGUUGACCAAGACAUUCCCCAUCUGGGAACACCUCUAUAUGUAGCUUGUGUUUCACAGCAGAUCCAUUGCAUUCGAAAACUUCUUUAUGCAGGCGCUAAUAUACAGAAAGGAAAGUAUUUGGACACUCCACUACAUGCGGCGGCUCAGCAACCCAGUACAGAGAUAGUAAAUUUACUUCUUGAAUUUGGGGCCAACAUUAAUGCCAAGAAUACAGAUUUUGAACGGCCCAUAGAUUUAGCUGCCCCAAGCAGUUUGGUGGAGAGAAUGUUGCUUCUGCAUGAAGCUACCCCAUGCUCUCUUUGCCAACUCUGCCGACUAUGUAUCCGAAAUUGCAUAGGAAGAGCAAGACUGCAUCUUCUCCCCCAACUUCAGUUGCCAACAAUAUUGAAGGAGUUUUUACAGUAUAGAUAAAAUAGUGGCUAACCUUUAGAAACUUGAACAAGUACUGUUUUGUCUGUAUGCUGAAUGUUCACAUGAAGAACUUCUGAGGAAAUAGUCCUUUACAUAUUACUAUACUAAGUCUUUGACACCAGGAGUCGUGAUGUAACAAUAUUUGGGAGCCCUUGAACGACUCGGUGCCAAGGUGCUAAUACAACUGAGUAAAAUGAAGUGUGCUAAUACCCUGGGAAAUGAUUGUAUAGCUAGCUUUAGCUUAACACUUACUAACUAGCUAUUUUGCUGAUAAGUUAAUUAAUUGUAUUUGUACGUUAUAAUCUGUUUGAUGCAUCUGAAACCUCACAGAGUUCCUUUACAAGUAUUGUUGAGUUUGUCAAUUUGGAUUUAUUAUUGUAUAUUUGUAAAUGUCUGUUAUUUGUGUCUAGAAAUACACGACAAUAGGUGCACUCUAUAAGUUGGAAAAAUAAAUAGGUCUCUCAAUUUUUCUUUCUUGCUUUCCCUAUAUAGGCAAUUCAUAAAUGACAACUGAUGAGAACUCAUUUCAACCCCCUCUUCCCCUUUCCCCAGCACACAGUUUUAGAACAAACAAGUAUAUGAAGAGGUAAAGUGAUUUCCCCCUUCCUCUCCAACACCACUUCCACUGCCACAGUUAAUUGGAGACCCAGAAGCCCUAUUUUUUGGCAUAACCCUGAAAAGGAACCAGAAAAUGUCUUCACAUCAACAGCACUUUUUCCUGACCUUGAUCCUACCAUUGGCUCCUCUGCUAAUGACUGGAAUACUAAGUCAUGUAAUGGGCACUCUAGACCCUAGUGCUCUGCCUUUUGCAGGAGAUGGUGAGCAAGCUGACUCUUCUGCUUGUACCAUUGCCAGUAUGCCAUAAGAGCCAUUUGUUCUGGACAGUGGCCAAACUCAUUUCCUUCAUAAUCACCAGUCAUUUGUUUCAGUCAGUGUUUCAGUCAGCGGCUUCAUCGUGGCAUUGAGCUUCUAAGAAGCUGGUUUCAUGCCAAUGGUGUCCUCUGUGAAGACCCAGUGGCUAGUAUGCCCAAGGUUGUGGUGAUCUUGAUGAUACAACUCUGUAUGUCAUCCUCACUAAUCACAAAGGUGUAUAAUGGUUUGUGGGUGAGCCUGCAUUUCAGACAGGUAAUACUACGUUUUCCUGGGCUCAGAGGGUUGCAUGGACAGUAUUGGCAUCUCUAGGGCAAGCUUGGCUCUCCUCCUCAAGAUAUACCAUCCUAGCAUGGUCAGAUGUUGUGUUCCCUUAUUUGUCUCAAGAUAUACCAUCUCCCUUAUCUCUCCACUCUCCCUGCUAGUCUCCUAUUUCCUCUGUCCCAACCCUUCUCCCCAAGGCCCUUAUAGCAACUGUUGCUUGGUUGCUAUCUUGCUGGUUUGCUCUCUAAUAGAUUCACUCUCACUCAUACUCUCCUGCGUCUUUGGUUGUUUAAUCAGAAUGGACUUAUGAUCCCACUUAUGCAGAACAAAUGAGUGGCUAGACUACUGAAUAGUAGAAACUGAACCUGCUGACUUAGUCAAGCCUGUGGCUUUUGAAAACCUAAACUAAGCAGAUGGCUCCUUAACCGUGUCCUGAUACUAACCUCUUGUAUUAUUCAGGGCAUUUGGGCCUGACUAGCAAGCUGUUCUGAAAAUGCAAGUCCCAAUUAGGCAACAGCCACUUGCCUUCUGCAACCUUUGAAAAUUUUGGCAUAAAUCUUUAGAGAGUGAAAACAGCUAAUCUUAAUGCAAAAUAUUGACAUUACAUUGUAAUAAUGAAACAAAAGCACCACACAAAGUUUUCUCUAAAUCUCUUGGAUUAAUCAUACCUUAGUAUUUUAAAUUUAAUAAAUUAUACAGAGUAUGGGCCCUAUUUGUAAAGGAGAAACAAAAUGAUUCCUUCUACAAAAAGUCAUUUUUCAAUUUGGAUGCCUGUUUGUAAAUAUUCUCUUUGCUCUUCGACAUUCAGAAUGUGUCCACAGUACAUGGAAUGAAUCACAGAAAAACACUGUAACACAUUCAUUCAUAAGACGGUAAAACAUCUUAUAUUAAAAUUAAUCAGUGACAGGGGUAAAAUUUUUGAAAGCAGCCAAAAGACUGUCAGUGUGACAUAGGCUUCUUGCUGCUUGUAAAAGUUUUAUCCUAGGACACUUUAAAAUGUUUUAAUUUCACUGUUUCUAAUAAUUUAAACAAAAGCACUUAACCUCAUCCAAAUAACACAAAAUUCCAUCUCUGAGGAAGAUUCAAAGGCACGCUAGCCACAAGGUAAAAAUUAAAAAGCUGUUCCAUGCAGGAUUCAUCUCCACUCAGGCUUUUCCUUCUCACCUAUGAAGCUGUCUGAUUAUCUUGCCUUGUCCCUGUAACCUGACAUGAAAGGGGGAAAAAAAAACCCAUCAUCCCCAACAUCUGUUCCGAAUGUAUAUUUUUUGAAUUGCCAUUUAUGCUCCUUUAUCACAUUAUCUCUUUUGGAAUGAAAAUACAGCUGUUCCUCAAAGCAACACUGUAGUCUGGAUCCCCAAAAAAGAAAAACAUGAUGAGUGCUGUACCCUCUUCUUAUUGUCUCUUUGAAGUGUCUGUUUGGAUUAAAUAGACAAGAGGAAUGUUGCUUUCCUCUUUUCAAAA